Molecule: messenger RNA, 1758 nt
Organism: Rhodamnia argentea
Lineage: Eukaryota; Viridiplantae; Streptophyta; Magnoliopsida; Myrtales; Myrtaceae
Product: hydroxyproline O-arabinosyltransferase NOD3-like
Exons: 9
Coding region: 260-1375 (371 amino acids)
Molecular function (GO): glycosyltransferase activity
Source: RefSeq, a predicted model, not a curated record
AAAUUUUAACGGGAAAAAAUGGUGACUUUUCUGGGCUUCCACUUGUUGGAAAGUCUUGAAAAGGAAGAUGAGUAAAGAGAGCGAAAGUUGCGGCCUUCUUGGUCAGCUUACCUUCUUUAACUUGUGGCUGCGCUCAAGCUAUAAGUGCAGACAAAAAACAAAAAUCACCCCCAAAAUCUCUCCGUCUCUCAACUCUCAAGUGUCAAGCAAGAAGCUCUGAAAUUCUUUUGAGUUUCGGUUAGAUUUGUUCUAUUUGAGAAUGCCCAUGAUCGAGAGGAAACAUAUGAAGCGGGUUUCGCCGCUCUUCGUGGUGUUCGGACUCGGGUUUCUUCUCGCCGCUUAUAAUUUGCUGAACAUGGCUAUGCACCACAAAAGCCCGAACUUGGGGGCUGCCGUGGCCAACGGAUUGGGGAUGUCCGAUCCCAUCACCCAGGUGCCCGGAAAUACGAAGAGAACGCGGGAUCCUGGCUUGCGAUACCAUGUUGCUGUCACGGGGACCGGUGCUCCUUAUAGCCAGUGGCAGUGCCGAAUUAUGUACUACUGGUACAAGAAGGUCAGGGACAUGCCCGGAUCGGACAUGGGAAAGUUCACCAGGAUUCUGCACUCGGGAAGUCCUGAUAACUUGAUCGAGGAAAUGCCCAGUUUCGUGGUUGACCCUCUUCCUGAAGGCCUGGAUCGAGGUUAUAUCGUCUUAAACAGACCAUGGGCUUUUGUGCAAUGGCUAGAAAGUGCAACUAUUGAGGAAGAGUAUAUUCUAAUGGCGGAGCCGGACCACAUAUUUGUAAAUCCUUUGCCUAACUUGGCAAAGGGAAGCCACCCAGCAGGAUACCCAUUCUUCUACAUCAAACCAGCUGACAAUGAAAAGAUCAUUAGGAAGUUUUACCCCAAAGAUAAGGGUCCUGUAACUGAUGUUGAUCCCAUUGGGAAUUCUCCAGUAAUUAUUCGAAAGUCUAUUCUGGGGGAAAUUGCACCUACAUGGAUGAAUGUCUCUUUAAGAAUGAAGGACGACGCCGAAACUGACAAGGCCUUUGGAUGGGUGCUAGAAAUGUAUGCUUAUGCUGUAGCAUCUGCUCUCCACAAGGUGAAGCAUAUUCUUCGGAAGGACUUCAUGCUGCAGCCACCAUGGGAUCUAGAAGUUGGAAAGAAUUUCAUAAUUCAUUACACUUAUGGCUGCGACUAUUCUUUGAAGGGUGAGCUGACAUAUGGGAAGAUUGGAGAAUGGCGCUUCGACAAGAGAUCCUAUCUUAGCGGCCCACCUCCAAGAAAUCUUUCUUUGCCUCCACCAGGUGUUCCUGAAAGUGUAGUCCGACUGGUGAAGAUGGUAAAUGAGGCCACUGCUAAUAUUCCCCGGUGGGAAACUCUAAAUAGAAGCUAACCUGCCACGUGAAAAUCAUUACAGAACUGCACAUAUCCUCUUUUUGCUAUUUUUUGCUAGUGGUCUUAAGGGACGACCCUACGGUGAUUUAACAUCACAGAGAAGAAUUGGCGGCUCAGGCAGCUAAACAAGAAGCUCAAGCCACACAAUAGAUAUUGAGAAUGCUGGGACAGUUAUACAAUACUGGUUAUUUUCCUUUUACUGUAUAAAAACAGUUGUAGCGCCUGUCACGGAAAAAGUUUUGAGAGGCUCAAAGGGUUUUGUCGACCGAAUGUUCUUGUUGGACAGAACGUAGUUUGGUCAACUGAUGAACAUUUGUAAGUUCCUGUGCGAAGCCUAAGAACAAAAGAGUGACAAAUAGCAUGCGUGAUGGAAUCCUUCAA